UCUCUGCUGUCUUAGUUCACCUAGAUCCGCUCCAACCCUCAAACACGCGAGUGCCUGUGCUGUCACUGCUACUCAUGGAGAAACCAUCUGUUCUCAACUAUCACAAGGAGACAAACUUUGAGGAGUUUAAAUAAAGAAACACCUGCAGACAUGAGGUUUUGGGGAGGAGGAGGAGCGGCGCUCCUGAUGCUGCUGCUCGGCCGCUGCUGCUGCCCCAGUCCCGACAGGAAAGUGUGUCAGGGAAUGAGUAACCAGCUGACAUUGUUGGGGACCCAUGAUAAUCAUUAUGACAACAUGGUGAGGAUGUACUCCAACUGCUCUGUGGUCCUGGAGAACCUGGAGAUCACCUACACCCGGGAGCACCAGGACCUGUCCUUCCUCCAGUCCAUCCAGGAAGUUGGCGGCUACAUUCUGAUCGCCAUGAACGAGGCUGCCAACAUCCCGUUGGUCAAUCUGAGGCUGAUCCGAGGCCAGAACCUCUACGAAAACCAAUACGCUCUGCUGGUGAUAUCCAACUACAACAGGAACACCUCUUCUGCAACUCUCAACUACACCAGUGGGCUGAGACAGCUGCAGCUCAGCAGCCUGACGGAGAUUCUGAAGGGAGGGGUAAAGAUGACCCACAAUCCUUUGCUGUGUAACACUGAAACCAUCCAGUGGUGGGACAUCCUGGACAAAGCCAGCAAUCCCAGCAUGCUUUUCAAGACAGAAACCUUCACACGUAAAUGUGAGAAGUGUGAUCCUGGGUGUGUAAACGGUUCAUGUUGGGCAGCAGGACCGGAUCACUGUCAGAGAUUCACAAAGUUGCAGUGCGCGGAGCAGUGCAGCAGAAGGUGUCGCGGUCCAAAGCCCAUCGACUGCUGUAAUGAACACUGUGCUGCUGGCUGCACAGGACCUCGAGCCACCGAUUGCCUGGCCUGCAGGGAUUUUAAUGAUGAUGGAACCUGUAAAGAUGCUUGUCCUCCUCUGACACUCUAUGACCCCAAAACCCACCAGGUGGUCAACAACCCCAACGCCAAGUUCACCUUUGGGGCAACCUGUUUCAAGGCCUGCCCACAUAAUUACGUGGUGACAGGUGGAUCAUGUGUUCGUACCUGCAGCGCUGGAAUGUACGAGGUGGAGGAGAACGGAGUCCAACGCUGCAAAGCAUGUGACGGUCCCUGUCCUAAAGUCUGUGACGGAGUCGGCAUUGGCACUCUGAUCAACACCAUGGCCGUCAAUGCCUCAAAUAUUGAAUCCUUCCGGAACUGCACAAAGAUAAAUGGGGACGUCUCCCUCAUUGAAACCUCUUUCACUGGGGACGCACACUAUAAAAUCCCACCCAUGGACCCGGCUAAACUGGAGUACUUCAGGACAGUGAAGGAAAUCACAGGUUUCCUGCUGAUCCAGUCCUGGCCAGAGAAUCUGACCUCUCUGUCAGUGUUUGAGAACCUGGAGAUCAUCAGAGGAAGAACAACACGAGCUCAGCACAGUUUGGCGGUCGUGAGGGCAAAGCACCUCCGCUGGCUGGGCCUGCGCUCUCUGAAGGAGGUGAGUGCUGGCCGGGUGAUGAUGAAGGACAACUCUCAGCUCUGUUACACUGGGCCAGACCAGUGGACCCGCCUCUUCAGAUCCAACGACCAGACCACCAGCAUGCGCAACAACGCCCCCCCCAAAGUCUGUGAACAACAGAAUCAAACCUGUGACCUGGAAUGUACAGAUGAUGGCUGCUGGGGUCCAGGUCCUACCAUGUGUGUGUCCUGUCGCCAUUUCAACCGCUGGGGGCGCUGUGUGGCAUUCUGUAACCUGCUGCAGGGCGAGCCCAGAGAGGUGGAGGUGAACGGCAGCUGUGUCGAGUGUCACCCGGAGUGUCUGCUGCAGAGAGGGACCCCAGCCUGCCAUGGACCGGGUCCAGACCAGUGCUCCCAGUGCGCCCAUUUUAAAGACGGCCCCCACUGCGUGCCACGCUGCCCCCAUGGUGUGCUGGGAGACAAAGACAUGCUGAUCUGGAAAUACCCUGACAGGACAGGCCAGUGCCAGCCCUGCCACCAGAACUGCACCCAGGGGUGUUCAGGUGCUGGACUCUCUGGAUGCACCGGUGCUGCCACCCACUCCAUGUUGGCGGUGGGCGUGGUUGGUGGGCUCUUGAUUGCUGUCAUUGUGUCAUUGGUUAUCUUUGUGCUGCUGCGGCGACGGCAAAUAAGGCGGAAGAGAACAUUGCGCCGUCUUCUGCAGGAGAGAGAGCUGGUGGAGCCCUUGACUCCGAGCGGUGAAGCUCCUAAUCAGGCACUGCUGAGGAUCCUGAAGGAGACAGAGUUUAAAAAAAUCAGGGUGCUCGGCUCUGGGGCCUUCGGGACUGUCUUCAAGGGUCUGUGGAUUCCUGAAGGAGAAAAUGUGAGGAUCCCAGUAGCCAUCAAAGUUCUCCGAGAGGCCACAUCACCUAAAGCCAACAAAGAAAUCCUGGAUGAGGCGUAUGUGAUGGCAAGCGUGGAUCACCCUCAUGUGUGUCGUCUUCUGGGGAUCUGCCUGACGUCGUCAGUCCAGCUGGUGACUCAGCUGAUGCAGUAUGGCUGCUUGCUGGACUACGUCCGGCAUCACAGGGAACACAUCGGCGCUCAGUGGCUGCUCAACUGGUGUGUCCAGAUAGCUAAGGGCAUGAACUACCUGGAGGAACGUCACCUGGUUCAUCGAGACCUGGCAGCGAGGAAUGUCUUGGUGAAAACGCCAAACCACGUCAAGAUCACCGACUUUGGCCUUGCCAAGCUGCUGACAGCCAAUGAGAAGGAAUACCACGCCGAUGGAGGAAAAGUUCCCAUUAAAUGGAUGGCGUUGGAGUCGAUCCUCCAGUGGACCUAUACCCAUCAGAGUGAUGUCUGGAGCUACGGUGUAACAGUGUGGGAGCUUAUGACAUUUGGUUCCAAGCCGUAUGAUGGCAUCCCGGCCAGUGAGAUUGCCUCAGUGCUGGAGAGAGGAGACCGGUUGCCCCAACCCCCUGUCUGCACCAUUGAUGUCUACAUGAUCAUGGUGAAAUGUUGGAUGAUCAACCCAUCCAGUCGUCCCAGGUUCAGAGAGCUGAUAGUGGAGUUCUCAAAAAUGGCCAGAGAUCCGUCCAGAUACCUGGUCGUACAGGGUGACCUCCCCAGUCCCACAGACAGCAGGUUUUACUCUCGCCUGCUGAGCUCAGAUGACAUGGAGGACGUGGUCGAUGCAGAUGAGUACCUGCUGCCUUACAAAGGACUGGAUAACCAUGACAACCGUGCCUGCAACACCACGAACGGUCAUCCAGUCAGAGAGAACAGUAUCGCUCUGCGUUACAUCACCGAUCCAACUCACAAUGCACUGGAUAAGGAAGACUUCACCAGCCAUGAAUACAUGAACCAGAGUUUAAGUGAAACCAGCUGUAGCAGCAAGCUGUCGGAGGUUUUGAAUCCCAACUACGAGGACCUGAGCCCAGGAUGGGGUGCCGCCUCGCACCCCUCCCUGCGGGAGGAUCCGGAGCCUUUCACCCGAGUUCCUGAGGGACCUGAAUACCUGAACACUGCCCAAAACUCGCUCCCCCUGACUAACAGCGACAGCCUCAACAGCCCGGACUACCAGGCUGACUUCCCACCACAGGCAACGCCCCCCAGCACCAACCCCACCACUUUAACUGGGAACGGUCUUUUCCUGCCGGCAGCAGAGAACCUCGAGUACCUGGGUCUGGGUGCUGCACUGCACACCCCUGUCCGCUAGGGGGCAGCAACACUCAGAGAGUUUAGACUGAUGGUGUGAGGUUUCUGUGGCUGCAGACAGUAUUUAAUUUAUCUGUUUUAAUUGUAAAAAUUUCCAGGAAAUCCUGACUGGAACCCACACGCUGACCAAACAGUUACUGAGGAAGAGGAGAGCCAGACUUUAAGCAGGGAUUCAAACCAACCUCCUGCUUACAAAGUGGAUGUUUCUUCAACUUUUAAAUGGCUGCAUUCAUUUGUUUGACACUUGGAGUGGGAACGUGAAAACCAAACAGCCACAAGCUGUUGAGUCUCUCAACAAAACUCACAUAAACUCUUCAGUGUCACCUGAACAGUGAUUUUAAUUGGUACAUCCCGGUCCCUCAGAUGGUAGUCUGACUCACCAGAUGUAGACUGUGGAUGGAAACCUGCCAGUGCCGUCUGCGUGUUACUGUUUCCAAAUCCCCUUCACUAUGGAAGCAACAACCUUUGACAGCUUACACGUUGAAAAAGGCACAUUUUGAUGAAGGUUUGGAUCGUGUAAUAAGACACAUCUGCUUUGUUGUUUCAGUGAAUUAUUUUAAAGAUCUAUAACAAAUAAAACCACUUGUGAACGCACCUCGGAAAAAUCCAGACUUACAGGACUCUCAUGCCUGAUGUUGAUCUGUUUUCUGACACGGUCACUGGGAGUUAAUUUGCCACAUUUUAACUCUAGCAGCAGCACCUCAUCUCCAGUGGCAGUUACUUCGCUAACUGUACGUUAGGCGGAAGUCAUUCAUUUUCAAUGAGAGUCUGGCGACUUGGGCGACCUGGUUGUCAGCCGCGCGUCUUGGGCAGCCAAAGCGACCGAAGCAGAGUUAAAACUCGAUUAACUUUAUGGUAAUGAGCUCUGACGCAGUUCAGCGACAACCAAUUGGAAUGCUGACGUGCUUCGAUGAAGUGGGUCCCAGAGAACAAGCCAUGUAAUGUAACUUUGGUUCCUACAGCACACUUGUUCCAACAAUGGAUAUCAAGAAGAUUGUAACUUGCGUUCGCGCCCACUCAGUCCUUUAUAAUGUGUUGCUGUUCACUUACAGAGAUCAAAAUAAAAAGAAUGAGGCUUAGGACUGCGUUGCAGAUAUAGUUGGUUGGUCUGGGGAGUGACAGGGCCCUAUUUAGAUGGUCUAAAACGCAAAGCACCAGGCGUGCGGCGCAUGGGCGUGUCCCAGUCACUUGCUAGUUAGACAGCGCGAUUUUAGACUGUGCGCCAUGGCGGAGAGUCUAAAAGGGUUGGACUUACUCUGUGAAUUAGUCAUGGGUGUGUUUUGGGCGUAUCAUUCAAUAAGCCAAUCAGAGUGUCACCUCUCAUUCCCUUUAAAAGAGGCGCGAUUGUAGCACACGGCAGAGAGCUAGUUAGAUGGCGGACCUACCAACUGGAAAGAGUGAGCAUUUUACAGCUGAGGAGAUGGAUCUCCUUGUGUGGAAGGUGAAGGCCCGUCAGAACCAGAUCUACGAGGACAGCAAACAGGCACCCAAGCUCCCCGAGGUAAAGCAGGCGUGGGAUCACUAAUACAAGAAAGACAUUACUAAAUAUCUGUGGAAUAUUAUUCAAACCUGUUUUCAACAUAUAACAGAGCACAGCUGUCAGGACUGCCGCAGAGUUCCCCAAGGCGCUAAUCCUGCAGCUAGGACCUGUUCAGCGUUUUCUCCCCCACCCACGUUUGUGAAUUGUUUUCACAUGUUUCCUAGAGCUGUGUUCUGCCUCUUAUUUGCAUGUGUGUCCUCUCUACACUCAGAUUACAAUAUAAUAAUAUAAUAUAAUGUAGCCUAGUAUAUAAUGUAGCCUAGUAUAACAUGUUAAAAUAAAUGCAAUGUGUGAAUUUUGGUUUUCAAUCAAAAAAAUGAUGGAUUGGUCAGAUAAUUUCACAAUUUCAUUUGUCAUUAUUACAGAUUAUGAUAAUCAUUAUUACUGCGAUUAGAUCAUUCUGAUUAAUGACUGACCAUUAAGACGUGUUUCUGAUAAAUAUUUUAAUGUGCACAAUAAUAACCUUUCACAUUGUAAUAUUUUUAUUUGUUAUCUUUUGCAUAUGUGUGGCUGCUCCGUGUGUGUCUGAGCAGAGUGCACGCGCGUUGUGCACCCGCCUAGAGACGCAUAUUACUAACUUGUUUAACAGCGAAAUACUGUGCCGUUGACUUUAGACCAGGUUUUUGUUGGUCACUGGCGCAUUUGCUUUUUACGUCAUCUAACUAGCAACGCGCCAUGACUGCGCCUGACCACUCCUCAUUUUUAGACCAACACACCCAGAGAAGCGCAAGUUCAUUUGCUUGUUAGGGGACGAGGGCGCAGGGCGUGAAAAUGACAACUACGCCUGCAUCUAAAUAGCAGUGACACUUGCGACAUGGAUUAUGCGCCCUCUGCCGUCCAUUUUAGACCAUCUAAAUAGGACCCUUAAAGUGUGUAAAGUAAGUAAUAGAGGAGAGAAUUGCAGGCUAAUGUUGCAAUGAGCAUGCAAGUCUCCCUUGCUUGGUUUGAAUGGGAUAACAUACGUUUUCUGUUUUCAUUGACCAAACAUAACUUUCUGUAGGCCAACUAUGAGCUUUUUGACUGGACAACAGCAAGCAGCAACUACGCUGCUUUCAAGCCAGUAGUCCGCUUUGCAGCUCCUUUAAAUUGACAAGCACCAUCUAACAUUCAAUGAUUCACGUAAUGAGCGACUAGAGCGACCAAAGCUGCCACAAAUAUUUUUGACAGUCGUGUUUCUUGGGCAUCCACGACAGACUUUGCCUCUUUGUAAGCUUCUGGAUUGAAUUUACAGUAAUGUACCGAUCUGUUCCACUUCAUAUGAGCUUCUGUGAUAUCAUCAUAAUAAUGCUCUGUCAGAGCCACAUACAGCCAGCAGAUCAUCUGUGGUUUUAAUGGGUCCAGGGAGCUCCUCCAGAGCUAAAGUAGAAUCAGGCCUCUGAGUAUUUGAUCAUGUUUGUCUUUUUCAUCACGAAAAGUUGAAUCACACAGUGACACACGACUGUUAAUCUUUUUUUGUAACGUUUCCUUUUGUGGGGCCAUUUCAAUGACAGCACUCACCUCCCCACAUGUAAAUGUUCCAUCAAGACAAGUUCACCCCUGACACUAUUUUGCAAGAGCACCAUCACUGCAUCCUGGCCCCUGUAAUUGGUUAAAAGAAAUGCAAACAAGCCAAUUUUUUUUUCUUUUUUUCCUGAUAUAGCAGAAAGAUCAUUUGUGAUUCCAGACCUUUCUCUAUUGCUGACAAAGCACCACAUCAUUUUCAAUUUGUUUUCCACCUCAUCAUUCCUUUGCAUCCUUCCUUCCAUCCUGCAUGAAUUUGUUCAUCAACAAUAAGAAUGAGAGAAACAAAAUCAGGACUUAAAAGCUGAAAAUUAAUAAACUGACACAAGGUUUAUAAAGGUGGAUUCACCAAAGAUGAAACAUUGCAAAUGUGUUCUUAUGACUAGUAUUUCGUAAUUGUCAUCAAAUCAACACAAAGUGGUUGUGACCUGCGUCUUAUAAUUUGUAAUCAUAUAGUCUUGUUUAGAAAGGCUGUAGAGAGACAGUAUGCAGGGAUACCUAAUAGAUCCUUAGCUCCAUCAUGUAUCAGUAAGCACAGUGGCGCCUCCAACUGGGGGUGAGAAGCCUCUGGAGCAUAUCUCUCAGUGCGCCAUAGGCUGAAAACUCAGUAACAUUAUUAGACAUUUUUAAAUCUCUGUGAGAAUGAGAUAUAUUUCAUGUUAUAACAAGAUAUUUCUCAUGUUAUGGUAACACCUCAAUAUAACAGAUUUUUAUGAGAUUUUUUUUAAAAUGUUUAUCAAUUAAUUUUGUUUUCAUAAACAAUUAAAAAAAUUUCCUAUGAGGAUAUAUUUUAUAUAACUUAAACAGCUUUAAUAUAUUAUCAUUCAUGAUCUAUUUAUAUAGCAGCCUCCACUUCUGUCUGUCCACAGGAUUAGUUAUAGUAGUGUUAACAAACACUUAGAUCUACUUACAGCUACAUUCCAGUCUGUUAUGAAUUAUUUCUGAAACGUUAUUGCUUGUAAAUGCUAAAUAGGGGAACUUACGUAAGUCCUGGUUGUUAGAUACCAAAUUAUUCCAUUUUAAGUAAGAAAAACUUUUGUUAUGACAACAUAUCCUUAAAUAUUAAAUAUUUUGCCCAUCUUAAACUUUUAAUUGUAUUUGUAGCUGUAUUUCCAUCGAGUGCCCACUCAAUGUUCUCAAUAUUCACAACAUCUCCUUUUAAAACUUUGGUCCAUGAAAAGCGUUGAGUUCAAGGAGCAGUAAUUCCAGAGGAACAGUGAGUCUGUUUUUUUUUGUUUGUUUGUUUUUUUACCUUUGGUGGCACUAACCCCCCUUCCCAAGAAAAUAAUUCAAUGGGUGGCAGCACACUCAUUUAUAUCUGGGCACAAUUUAUCUGGUUUAUCUAGACAGCCUAACCACCCAUUGUUACAACACCUUCUCAUGCCAGGUCAUCACAUAUCGCAGCUUUGCCAGUGGCCUUUCAUGUCUACAUAUUACAUGUGAGGUAUCCUCCUGUGUCUGCUGUUGACAUUCCAUGACGCCGCAACCAAUACUGGGAUGUUAACAAAGGCAUGUGGUUUGGAAAGAAACAUCAUGGUUUGCCUCUACAUUCAUACAGGUAGUGAAUACCAGGCUCCUGGGUCAAAGUCCAGUGUUUGUUGGACCCAUCCACCAACCCUCCCACCCGGCCCAUAGGGACUUUCCAACUUAUAUUAUGUUGUUGCCGGCAUCCUUUCAAUCUGACACCACCUGGUGGCAUAACAUACCGUCGCCAAAGGUGGCUUUUGCCGUCAGGUGUCUGAGGCUGAAAUCACUGACAAAACGGUUGUAUUCAACAACUUCAGAAUGAGAACGGGCUGAUUGGUACCAACCAUGUUGGCACAGCUUGUCAGAGGCUGAAUAACCCUCCAAAUUUAGGCAAAAUUUUGCAGGGAACCACUGGCAUGGCUAGCCUGUUUGAAGAACAAUGAAUCACCGAAUACAGAUACACAACACAUUAAAACAGGAUUGUCUUGGAAGUGAAAAUGAUAACCUUACCUUUAUUAGUCUAUACACAUCAGAGAAUUAGUAACAUUCAUUGUAAAAUAAGAAACAAAAGUACAUCAGUAUGUGAUUCCUUAACUCUCCACAGUAACAUAGUUUUCAACUAGCCUCUAUACUUUAACAACAUGAGCUAAUUCAUGAAAUUCAGUGAUGGCUUCUGGUAUUCUUGAGCCACCCCAAGAUUUUCAGAAUGGCCCCAUCUGACCACACUGACGAGAAAUUUCUGGGGGGCGCCACUGGCUGGAGAACAAAUUCUCAAAGACUCCUCCUCUGUUGAAGCUGAAAGGUUUUUAUUUCAUGCUGUGGACAUUUUGAAAGUUUCUGCUCACCUGGGUUUAGUUUUAUUUGCAUUCCUUCUGGCUGAGUUAAUUAGUUUGGUUUGUUGUGUACGUAGAAGAAGAAGGCGAGUUUCCAUCCACUGGGCAGUGACUGUUUGGAUGGACCAACAGUAUUUGUGUUAGACAGGUGAGCUCUUGAAUGAUGAUGUAAAUAUUAACAUUUGUGUUCACAUGUUGAAUGAAUAAUUUGCUUGUUUUUAGGUUAAAUUCCCACUUGAACUAGGAGAGAAGGUUUCCAAGCAGUUUUACUAGUUAAUGUCACCAGUUAAAUCACAACAAAGUGAAAAACCUUCUGUCACCAUUUGACUUGAAACACCUUGAGUUAAGCUUUUUUUUUUUUUUU
Molecule: messenger RNA, 9414 nt
Organism: Epinephelus fuscoguttatus (brown-marbled grouper)
Lineage: Eukaryota; Metazoa; Chordata; Actinopteri; Perciformes; Serranidae
Product: melanoma receptor tyrosine-protein kinase-like
Exons: 27
Coding region: 151-3711 (1186 amino acids)
Biological process (GO): protein phosphorylation; cell surface receptor protein tyrosine kinase signaling pathway; positive regulation of epithelial cell proliferation
Cellular component (GO): signaling receptor complex; basal plasma membrane
Molecular function (GO): epidermal growth factor receptor activity; epidermal growth factor binding; ATP binding
Source: RefSeq, a predicted model, not a curated record